AUGCUUCCGUCAGUGCUGUUGACGACUGGGCUACCUUACUCACUUACUCAGGAAAGAAGACAAGAUGAGAUGCAUAGAUGGACAUGGAGCAUGCGUGUGUGUGCAUAUAUGUAUUUGCCAGUGUCAAGAGCGAUGGAAGGAAGUGAGUGGAAAGGUAAAGUAGUGAGACGAAGCAAAUGA
Molecule: messenger RNA, 180 nt
Organism: Colletotrichum costaricense
Lineage: Eukaryota; Fungi; Ascomycota; Sordariomycetes; Glomerellales; Glomerellaceae
Exons: 1
Coding region: 1-180 (59 amino acids)
Source: RefSeq, a predicted model, not a curated record